Molecule: messenger RNA, 1635 nt
Organism: Ananas comosus (pineapple)
Lineage: Eukaryota; Viridiplantae; Streptophyta; Magnoliopsida; Poales; Bromeliaceae
Product: 3-hydroxyisobutyryl-CoA hydrolase 1-like
Exons: 15
Coding region: 193-1347 (384 amino acids)
Biological process (GO): L-valine catabolic process
Molecular function (GO): 3-hydroxyisobutyryl-CoA hydrolase activity
Source: RefSeq, a predicted model, not a curated record
UUUUUCGCCCUUUUUACCGUUACGGCGUGGUGUUCGGUAAAAUCUGAACCCAAAUAGCAGUAUAAGAAGCCACGUUCGUUUGACUACCCCGCUCGAUCGCACCAAUUCCAUUUCGCUUCCUCCCACUCUUCCUCCCCGCUUCGUCUUCCCCGAUCCCAGAUAUUUAUUGGCGGAGCCUUUUUUGGGGGCAUCAUGGCGUCAUCUCGAGAUGCGGGGGACGACGGGGCCGAUCAGGUUUUGGUAGAGGAAAAAGGCUUCACAAGAAUUUUAACACUGAACAGGCCUCGGCAAUUGAACGCCUGCUCUUUUCCAAUGAUUAUGCAACUGCUGAAACAUUUUACUGCUUAUGAGGAGGACCCUAAAGUCAAACUAUUGAUUAUGAAGGGAAAAGGAAGAGCGUUUUGUGCUGGAGGUGAUGUUGCUGCAGUUGCUCGUUCCAUAACUGAAGGUCAUUGGACCAUGGGUGCUAAGUUUUUCUGGACUGAGUUCAUUCUAAACUAUAUAAUUGCAACCUACCGCAAACCUCAGGUUUCCAUUCUUAAUGGAAUUGUCAUGGGAGGAGGGGCUGGUCUCUCCAUUCAUGGAAGAUUCAGAGUAGUGACAGAGAAAACGGUCUUUGCAAUGCCUGAAACAGCGCUUGGUUUGUUUCCAGAUAUAGGUGCUUCCUAUUUUCUAUCAAGAAUUCCCGGCUUCUUUGGAGAAUAUGUUGGCUUAACUGGUGUAAGACUGGAUGGUGCUGAAAUGCUUGCUUGUGGCCUUGCUACUCACUUUGUCCAUUCUACGAAAUUGACUUCCCUUGAAGAAUCACUUACUAAAGUGGACACCUCUGAUCAUUUUGCUAUCUGCGGAAUAAUCGACCAGUUCUCUCAACAGGUGCCAGUGAAAGAAAGUAGUGCUUUUCAUAGGUUGGAUAUAAUUGACAAAUGCUUCUCCAAAAGAACAGUUGAAGAUAUUCUUUCUGCUCUGGAACAAGAGGUUCUACAUGGUGCUGAGGACUGGCUUACAGCAGCAAUUCAGUCAUUGAAGAAGGCUUCACCUACCAGUCUAAAGAUUUCUCUUAGAUCAAUCAGAGAAGGGAGGAUGCAGAGAAUCGGCCAAUGCUUAAUUCGAGAGUAUAGAAUGUGUUGCCAUGUAUUGCGUGGCGAUGUCAGCAAGGAUUUUUUUGAGGGUUGCAGGGCUAUAUUGGUGGAUAAAGACAGAAAUCCAAAGUGGGAGCCCUCGAGGCUGGAAAUGAUAGAUGACAAAGUGGUCGAUAAGUAUUUCGACAAAGUCGACGACCCAGAUUGGGAGGAUUUGAAACUACCCACUAGACCUAAUUCAACCACGACGUACGUCUCAAAACUUUAGAGAAGAUUCUAGAUGGUGGCCUUUAUUUUCAAAACCUUGAAACGUGUCAACAGCCAUGAUUGGGAAGUGAUAUUUGCCGAAAGUAAGUUAUCGGUAAUCUGGCUCUUAGGUUGUUGACAGCUAUCUUUUCUAAAUGCUGGUAUAUAGCUAUGAGGAUUAGAAACACGAAUAACAUGGGCUUGCUUUGUCACUUUAUGAAGUAUGCCUCUGCGUAUUUAGCUACUUUUUACCUUGUUGUAUGUUUUACUUAUAAAAAGAAACCAUCAAGUUGGCCGAGGUAAGCAUCCA